Messenger RNA from Ruditapes philippinarum (Manila clam), 1973 nucleotides. RefSeq lists its product as uncharacterized. The record is from RefSeq and is a predicted model, not a curated record. The transcript is spliced from 8 exons. Lineage: Eukaryota; Metazoa; Mollusca; Bivalvia; Venerida; Veneridae. The coding region runs from base 1 to 1068 and encodes 355 amino acids.
AUGAUUUUAGAUCAAAAAUCUAAAGGGAAAGCAUUGAGCGCAAAGUUGCAGCGGUAUGUUGUCAGGGAAAGAAAUCAAGAGAUACUUUCCAAGAAAGCAUCUAUACCCACUCGUGAAACUUACAAAGACUAUGGACAUGCAUCGGGGUUUUCUGAUGAAGCUUACGACAGCGGCUCAGAUAGUUAUAGCGGUCAAGAGUCGACAAUGAGCGAAACAGAUUCAUUGAUGGAUAUUGGAAUACAAAUUGAUAAGAUAAAAUAUGGUUCUAUUGUAAUAAUGGCGCGUCCAACUGGACCUUCAUCAUUUCAAAAACUCGAACAGAAUUGCCGGUCAGGGAAAAUUAAGAAUUUCAUUCCACAACUGUUUGUUGGCAAGGCAGUCGGGCGUGUUUUAGAAGCUGGUGAAUACAGAUUGGCAUUUACAAUCUAUUCCAUUCCUACUGCAAACAAACAAGACACCCAAAAGCUUGUUAUGCACUUGGAAAAUGAACAGGAACAUAUUGAUAAGAAGAUGAAGGGAAAAUCGCAACUUCUGGACUUCCUAACAGAAGAACUUGAAAUUACAAAGGACUUUCUACACCUAUUGAAGAAGAAGAAUAUCGUGGACGAAAAUAUAAUGGCAGACUUGUCAAAUUUAAGAUGUCGGAGCCAAAAGACAGCCUUUGUCUUAAAUAAAGUUUUGUCACAUGGAAACAAAGGGUAUAAGGUACUGAAAAAGUAUGUAAAGACGGAAAAUGAGUAUAUCUAUAAGUAUUUGGAAACCAACAGUGAUAUAACGACACCAGCUGACAAUCUACCCUCAAAAAGCAAUUUACAAUAUCCUGAGAAAGACAUUAUUUUCUCUUGCGUAUUUGUAUUAGAAGUAAAGGAUAAAGACAAAGAAGAACAGAAAAAGGAUGAAGAACGGGUGUUUGAUAUUAUUUGUACUACUAUUGAAAACCCAGUCUACAACUUUGCAAUAAUAGAGAAGGAAAAAGCCAAAACUAGAGGCAAGACUUGUACGAAGCAACUUUCAGAAGAUAACAGAUCUAAGGGUGAUAAAGCCAAAACAAGCGAAGAAAAUAAAUGAAAGGGAAGGUUAUUACAUCAUUUAUCUGUUGUUUUAAAACAUUAAAUAUUCCUACAGAUAGUAAAUUGUGGAUUCCUUGGAAGACGCCAAACAUGGCCAAAUUUACUUUUUUUAUAAUUCUUAUACGUAUCUUUCAUGAUAUGCUUUGAAUGCGGAUUUUGUAGUGUUUUAAUAUGAUAUGUACCGCAAAGAUCAAUGUUUACCAAGACAGUGGCCGAGGUCAUUAUUAAUUUUGGUAAUAUUUUUGGAACCACAUAAAGGCGCUAAUGAAAAUACACUACUUUGGUAUUUAUUUACGCGUUUUGCCAACGUUUCAUCAGACAUAUGAUGACAAACUGGAUGUAACAUCAACUAUGAAAACAAAAAUCAACAAGAAUGGGCGGCAUUCAAUGAAUGCAUCCCCCCCAAAACUAGCAACACGGGACCUUCGGCAAGAAGCCCAGCAGGGCAACAAACAAAAACAGAAGAGAGAAAAAGUCAGUGGGUAAAAGUCAUGUCCAUGCGUCCUUUGGUAGCUUACCUGACAUAAUAAUUUUAAAAAGUAAUGUGAAAUUGCUCAGAAAGUUAAGGUUUUACUGAAAAAAGAUCCAUAGACCUGGUCAUCUUCACCGAGGUCGAAGACUUGGAUAUUCAUCGAGAUCUUUAUGCACUAGAUUUUUUUAUAUGACUCGGUAAAAGUUUUUCAAAGUCUAAUUAUCUUCUUCUCAUGCAAAAAAGCCCUUAAAGACGCUGUAACGCAACUAUUCAUGGUUUUAUAUUAUAAAUCUGACGCUCAAAUGAAGACCUGUCAAUAUUGUAAGUUUCAAAAAUAUUAUUUGUAAAGAUAUUACCAAAUUAAACAUGUCAUGUAAAUAAGGGAGGUAAUUAGAAUUUAAUAUUCGAUAACGUCUAAGCUUGGUCUUUUA